Cicer arietinum (chickpea) is the source of this 2106-nucleotide messenger RNA. Its product is annotated as berberine bridge enzyme-like 8. Lineage: Eukaryota; Viridiplantae; Streptophyta; Magnoliopsida; Fabales; Fabaceae. The record is from RefSeq and is a predicted model, not a curated record. Gene Ontology annotation, molecular function: FAD binding; oxidoreductase activity.
UUUUCUCCUGCUCAAUUAGAGAUUUAAAUGAACCUAAACCUACAACGACUAAGCUGAAAGAGAAGAUAUGAUUGAAAUUCUUGCUUUCACAUUAAGCUUGAAAUAAUUAACAGCAAGAUUUCCCCUUCUUUCUCAACAACUCUCUUCUCUUCUCUUCUCUUCUCUGAGAUGAUUACAAUUCUAUCAUCCCUUCUUCCAUUCUUUAUAUUCCACAUUCUAUUAAUAAUAACAAUGUCUUCCUCAUAUUCUAUCCAAGACAAUAACUAUUAUAAUACCAAAAAUACCCUUCUUCAAUGUCUUUCUCUCUAUUCAGAACCUUCUCAUCCAAUCUCUGAAGUAACCUAUUUUCCCAACACCCCUUCAUAUUCACCCAUCUUACAAUCCUACAUAAGAAACCUUAGAUUCAACUCAUCCACUACUCCAAAACCACUUUUCAUUGUGGUCCCCACUCAUGUCUCCCACAUCCAAUCAUCAAUCUUAUGCUGCAAAAAAUUUGAUCUUGAAAUCAGAAUUAGAAGUGGUGGUCAUGACUAUGAUGGUCUUUCAUAUGUAUCACAAAACCCGUUCAUUGUUCUUGACAUAUUUUUGCUCAGAUCAAUUGUUUUCAACUUAAAAGAUGAAACUUUGUGGGUUGAAUCAGGUGCAACAGUUGGUGAACUUUAUUAUAGGAUUGCUGAGAAGAGUAAAGUUCAUGGUUUUCCAGCUGGGGUUUGUCCUACUGUUGGUGUUGGUGGACAUUUCAGUGGGGGAGGUUAUGGUAACAUGAUGAGAAAAUUUGGGUUAUCUAUUGAUAAUGUUAUUGAUGCUAAAAUUGUUGAUGUUGAUGGAAGAGUGCUUGAUAGAAAUUCAAUGGGGGAAGAUCUUUUUUGGGCUAUUAGAGGUGGUGGUGGUGCUAGUUUUGGUGUUAUUGUUUCUUGGAAGAUUAGCUUGGUUCCUGUGCCUGAAAUUGUGACUGUUUUUAGAGUUGAAAAAACAUUGGAACAAGGUGCUAGUGAUGUUGUUCAUCAGUGGCAAUAUGUUGCUGAUAAGAUACAUGAUGGUUUGUUUAUUAGAGUUGUUAUUAGUCCUGCUAAGAGAAACGGUGAGAAAACAAUAAAGGCUAAGUUCAAUGCUUUGUUUCUUGGAGAUGCAAAUGAACUGCUUGAUGUAAUGACUGAGAGGUUUCCUGAAUUGGGUUUGGUUGGUGAACAGUGUAUUGAAAUGAGUUGGAUUGAUUCAGUGUUGUUUUGGUAUAACUAUCCGGUUGGGACCUUGACUGAUGUAUUGCUUGAAAGACAUUCAUCACAGGAGAAGUUUUUGAAGAGGAAAUCAGAUUAUGUGCAGGGGCCGAUUUCAAAAAUUGGGCUUGAUGGUAUAUGGAAGAAGAUGGUGGAAUUGGGAAAGGUUUCAUUGACAUUCAAUCCUUAUGGUGGGAAAAUGAGUGAGAUUUCUGAGGAGGAAACACCAUUCCCACAUAGAGCUGGUAACAUAUAUAAAAUUCAGUACUCAGUGAGUUGGAAAGAGGAAAGUAACGAUGUUGCCGAUCAAUAUUUAGAUAAGAUUCGAAAGCUCUAUGAUUAUAUGACACCUUAUGUUUCAAACUCACCUAGAAGUUCAUAUCUAAACUACAGAGAUGUUGAUAUAGGUGUGAAUGGAGGUGGGAAUGUUAGUUAUGAAGAAGCUAGUAUUUGGGGUAACAAGUAUUUCAAAAGAAACUUUGAUAGGCUUGUUGAGGUAAAGAGUGCAAUUGAUCCGAGCAAUUUUUUCAGAUAUGAACAGAGUAUCCCAUCACUUUCAUCUGAGAAUAAUAUAAUGGCAGAAUAGAAGCAGCCAUGAAAGGGUGUGUAUAAAAAAAAGAGGUAUCUAAAAGCAUGCCAAUAUCAAGGAAAAACCAGUUCAAAGUUAGAUUGAAAUUUGUCAUAAUAUUUGAUUGGUUAGAAAAUUAUUUACUGUCCAAUUGUAUGUAUCAUUAAGGGACUUUGUUCAUUUCUGUUGUAAGCUUUGUUCAUUUCUGUUGUAAGCUGAGAUGACGGAUGGUUUAUAGAAUAAGAAUUUGGGCUUGUAGCUAAUGCCAUUCGACUGUAGAUUAAUGAUAUUCCAAUUUAAUUUAUUAAAAGCUUUACACAA